Molecule: messenger RNA, 1920 nt
Organism: Candoia aspera
Lineage: Eukaryota; Metazoa; Chordata; Lepidosauria; Squamata; Candoiidae
Product: solute carrier family 2, facilitated glucose transporter member 5-like
Exons: 14
Coding region: 1-1920 (639 amino acids)
Biological process (GO): monosaccharide transmembrane transport
Cellular component (GO): plasma membrane
Molecular function (GO): hexose transmembrane transporter activity
Source: RefSeq, a predicted model, not a curated record
AUGGGCUCUGAAGGCAACUAUUUCCAGACCUGCAUUGGUGGGAGUGGGGAGAUGGGGGUCUUCACCAGGCCCUUGGAAAGGGGAAGUCGCAGCCUGGGUGUGACUGUGGCAGACUGUUUUUGUGGAAGGGGCUACAAAAUCUGUCUUUGCUGGAAAACCACUGGAGUGGAUGUUCUACCCAGGGCUUUCAAAUCAGGAGCCACCAUGCGGGCCAUGCCUGGAGAAGGCAAGGGCUCCGGAUGGCAAGGCCAUGCCCUCGGACCCAACUGUCAACCGAACCCCGGAAUCCUGCGGUGCCGUCACCUGAUUGGCUCUUCCCAGCAUCCAACUGCCUGUGCCCGGCUCGUUGUGAUUGCUGACUCCCCUGCAAAAACCAUGGAAAGCAGAGCCAAGAUGUUUACAAAUGUGGCUGUUGAGAAAGGGCUUACAGGUCCCGUAUUCCAGCUUAUGUUAAUUUUGGGUUUAGCUUCCAUCCAGUACGGUUAUAAUCUCUGGCUGUGCUACACAGAAACUAAUCUCAUCAAAGAAUUCUAUAAUCUAACGUAUCACAGUAUGCAAAGACAGAUCAGCCAUGAGGAGAAGAUUCGAGAAAAUAUGUUGCUCAGUUUUGCCAUUAGCCUGUUCCCCAUUGGAGCGAUUAUAGGGACACUCGUUUUUGGGAUUCUGGUGGAUAAGUUUGGCAGGAAAGGUACCUUCAUGAUCAAUAGCUAUUUUUCCUUGAUGUUCUCCAUGCUCAUGGUUUGUGCCAACGUGCUGCACGACUUCAUGUUUGCUAUGUUUUCGCGCUUACUUAUUGGCAUCUCAAUGGGUAUUUUCUCUAACGUGGUUCCCAUGUACCUCAUAGAGAUCAGCCCCAUGAAGUUGAGGGGUGCCAUUGGCAUGGUUUCCCAUCUCUUUCUAGUGAUUGGGGUCCAGCUGGCCCAGAUAUUUGCCUUUCCUGAAAUGAUGGGCACCGUAGAAGGUUGGCCAAUACUGGUGAGUUUCACCGGGAUACUGGCCAUUUUCCAGAUCCUCUUACUUCCUCCCUUCCCGGAAAGUCCAAGGUAUCUGCUGAUUCAAAAGAACAAAGAAGAGGAAGCCAGGCAGGGCCUGAAGGAACUCCGGCUCCGGAGCGACGUGGAAGACGAGCUAGAAGAGCUCCGACAGGAAGACAGCGCCGAGAGGGCUGAAAAGAACAUGAAUUCCCUGCAGCUGCUGGGGUAUCGUGAGCUCCGUUGGCACGUGGUUUCUGUUAUAGUUGCGGUAGCCGGCCAGCAGCUUUCUGGUGUCAAUGCGAUAUACGCAUAUGCCAAGAGGUUGUCUUCUGCCACAUCGCUAAGCCUGUUUAAUUUCCGAUACGUCGAAAUCAUAACCAAUGUCCUCUUGAUCGUGGCUAUCUCGUUUGCGAUGUACAUUGUAGAUACUAAGGGACGCAAAGUUCUGCUUCUCUUGGGAUUUGGGAUGUCCUCAGUCCUCUGCAUCUUGCUCACUGUGACCAUGGAUCUUCAGAGCCUCUGGCCAGGUUUUUGCAAGACCGAAGGUGACCAGUUUUAUUCCCUCCAGGUUCAGUUUGAUUGGCUGGUUUACCUUAACAGCGUCUUCAUCAACAUUUUCCUCAUCAUGCACGCCAUGGGGCCAAGUGCCCUGGUCAACGUGCUGAUCGGAGAACUUUUCCUACAAUCUUCCCGGUCCUCGGCCUAUGUGAUUGGGGGAUUUUCCCACUGGUUCCUGAACUAUUUAUCAGUCUUGAUCUUUGUCCAUAUAGAGACCUACGUGGGCCCCUACAGCCUCCUCCUCUGCAGCCCCAUGAGCAUAGCAAGUUUCCUUUACAUCUGGAAGAUGAUUCCCGAAACCAAAGAGAAAACAUUUUUGGAGAUCCAGGGACAGGUGCCGCUCUACAGGGCCAAGCAGAAUGUGGCUCAGGAACAACUGCGUGAAUAA